Molecule: messenger RNA, 4571 nt
Organism: Camellia sinensis
Lineage: Eukaryota; Viridiplantae; Streptophyta; Magnoliopsida; Ericales; Theaceae
Source: RefSeq, a predicted model, not a curated record
AGAAUUUGUACUCUCUAAUUGAUGCUUCUGUAAUUCUCUUUUGUUGCAACUUAAACCUAUUGGAGAUUUUACUUAUUGGAUGUAUGAUUUUAUUGGCGACAGAAAAAGAAGAAAAAAAUCCACCCAUUUUUGUUCAUUAUUGUAGAAACUUCAUUUAUUGGUUAAGCUUUUCUGUCAUUCUUAUUUCACUGUCAAUUAUGUCUUUUCAUUGCAAGUAAAAAGAGGUUAGGCAGUGAGAUAGGGCUGCAUACUCUCACUUCUCACCUUUUCUACCUCUCGAGUAUUUCUUUUUCUUGCAUUUCUAGCAUGGUCAGAGCUCAAGAGGUCGUCCUGGUUUUGAGUCUUGUAAUCUGCGUUUGCUCUCCUAAUGAUGCAAACCAUAUGACACUCCAGGAAAAGCAAAUUCAAAGAUGCAAGGAAUCAUGGAACUUGCUCGCAUUCAAGACUAAAACCACAUGGAAACAUGCAUAAUAUGAUUUUGAGUCGUUUUAAGUCCGAUUUGUGUUUUAUUUGAGUUUCUGUUUUGGUUCAGUUUUAUAAAGUUUUCAAGAUUAGGGGUAUUAUCGUAAUUUGAAGAAUUUAUAGAUGUGGGUUGGCGGGUUGCCCAUGGGUCAUCUUGUGGGUCAAGUUAUUUAAUUACUUUUAUUUAUAGGUCUUAAAUAAAUUUUAGAAGUCAAAAGUAUUUUACUAGUUUCCUUUUUUAAUUGUAGUUGGUUUAGGAAGUCUGCUAGUUCUAUAUAAAGUCAUGUAAUACUUCUUAUUUAAUAGAGAUGAUAUUUUAUAGAAUUUUCAGAACUUUGAAGCUUCUUUAGGUUUGUGUGAUGUAACCCUAACCCAAGGUGUGAUGCCUAAGGCCUCUAGGAAUGGAGUGAUUCCUAGAACUAUCUCCUUCUUUCCCUUUUUUUCUUUCUUAAAUUUCAGCAUUUUCACAGCCCCAGACCAGCCCUUAACAAUGCUGUCCUGCAUUAGCAUUACCUAGUCUCCCAGUUAUCAGGCACUAUUCAGUUGGGUCUGUUGGCCUCUUCACAUGGGAGAUGGGGUUGCAUGUGAGAGGGUUGUGUGAUAACUUAAUUAACAUUGCUUGGUCCAUUUCCUAACACCUUAAGCCUUUAUGACAAUUGGUGACUUAAUAUGGUACUGAACUUGAAGGAAUUAAUUUACUUAAAUUUCACCAUAGCAAACAUUUUCAUACGAAAGAUUUAGGCUGAUUGAGGUAUUUAUUGGGAAUUGAGGUAGCAAGGUCAAAUGUUGGAAUUUCACCAUCACAUCGGAAAUAUGCAAUUGAUCUUCUUUGAGGAAAAAGUAUGAUGGGGAUUAGAUCAACUGAUACUCCUAUGGAUCCCAACGUAAAACUUGAUAGAGAUGAAGGCAAGGUGUUUGAUGAUCCAGGAAAAUGCAGAAGAUGGUAGGAAAACUGAUAAACUUGACUGUGAUAUGACCAGAUAUGACAUUUGCUAUCAUUUGCAGUCUGUUCAUGGAAAGUCCAAAACAGCAGCAUUGGAAUGUUGUCUAAUUUUGAGGUACCUUAAAGGUGGCUCCAGGGAGAGGUUUGGUGCUCAGACCAUCCUAUUCUAUUGAUGUUGUAUGUUAUUGUCAGCCUGAUUGGGAUUGAGAUCACUUGGAUACAUGGUCUAUAGUUGGCUGCUGUACAGUUGGUGGCGGUAAUUUUGUUACAUGGAAGAGUAAGAGGCAAAAUGUUGUAGUAAGGUCAAGUGCUUAGGCAGAGUAUAGAGCAAUUGCUCAUACAUGUUAGAUGAUGUAGGUAAAAUCACUUUUAAAAGAGAUGGGUUUUAAAACUAAUGGGUCUAUGUGGUUGUUUUGUGAUGGCCAAGAUGCUCUGUAUAUUGCAAAUAAUCCACUGUUUCAGGAGAGAACAUAUCCGUCAGGGGAUUGCCAUCCAAGAUCUGGCCAUGAGGAAGAAAAUUAGAGGGUUGUAAAUAUCAACUGUUACGUAUCGGGAUUUUGGACUUUCAAUACGGUUAUUUAUCAAUAUAUUGGCCAAUACUGUUCGAUAUUAACCAAUCAACAGGAUCCAAGGAGAAUACAUCUUUCAGGCAGUCUACGCAAGCCAAUAUGUUCGAUCCAAUUUAAACAUAAUAUGUUUAAGUGCUAUUCUUUGCUGAAUCCAGGCAAAGUCUCUGAAAUUUCUUGUAUGAAGAAUGCUGCUAUUGCAUUCACAAGAUCAUAUAAUGCUUUCCAAGGUAGUCCUAUUGUACUUAAGUUGGUUUCAGCAGUAGGUAUUAUUGUUGUUGCUAUAUGGGGUCUUGGGCCACUCAUGCGUCAAGGCAGAAGCGUAUUCUUCCAUAAGAAUGAUAGUAGUUGGAAAAAGAGUGGCACGUAUUAUGUUAUGACCUCUUAUCUUCAACCUUUGUUGCUGUGGACCGGAGCAACACUGAUCUGCAGAGUGUUGGAUCCCAUGGUCCUACCUUCAGAAGCUAGCGAAAUUGUUAAGCAACGGCUCUUGAAUUUUAUAAGAUCAUUGUCAACUGUGCUGGCUCUUGCUUAUUGUUUAUCAAGCGUAAUCCAGCAAGCACAAAAAUUCUUCAUGGAGACAAAUGACACCACUGAUCCAAGAAAUAUGGGUUUUCAAUUUGCUGGCAAAGCUGUAUACACUGCAGUAUGGGUUGCUGCUGUUUCAUUGUUCAUGGAGUUGCUAGGAUUUUCUACCCAGAAAUGGCUCACUGCUGGAGGUCUUGGGACUGUAUUGCUGACACUUGCUGGUCGUGAGAUAUUCACAAAUUUCCUCUCUAGUGCAAUGAUUCAUGCAACCCGGCCUUUUGUUGUGAAUGAAUGGAUUCAAACAAAGAUUGAAGGCUAUGAAGUUUCUGGCACUGUUGAGCAUGUGGGGUGGUGGUCACCAACAAUUGUAAGAGGUGAAGAUCGUGAAGCAGUUCACAUUCCAAACCACAAGUUUACUGUUAAUGUUGUGAGAAAUCUCACUCAAAAAACUCAUUGGCGUAUUAAAACCCAUCUGGCUGUUAGUCACUUGGAUGUCAACAAGAUUAAUAACAUUGUUGCUGAUAUGCGCAAAGUGUUGGCAAAGAAUCCUCAUGUAGAACACAAGAAGUUGCAUAGAAGAGUAUUUCUGGACAAUAUUAAUCCUGAAAAUCAGGCCCUUUUGAUCUUGAUCUCUUGCUUCGUGAAGACCUCACAUUUUGAAGAAUACCUGUGUGUCAAGGAAGCUAUACUGCUGGAUCUUCUGAGAGUCAUCAGCCAUCACCGUGCUCGACUUGCCACUCCCAUUCGUACAAUUCAGAAAAUAUAUAGUGACCCUGAUUUGGAAAACAUACCAUUUUCGGAUUCAAUCUUCACUCGUGGUGGAGCAGCAGCUUCUAACCGUCCUUUGCUACUGAUUGAACCCCAUUACAAAAUCAAUGGAGAAGACAGAACAAAAACCCAAACUCGGUCAAUGCGCGCAAAUGGAGAGCAGCAAGACAGCAAGCCAGCAGUGCGGCCCACAUCCAAUGGCAAGACAGAUGCUAAAGGUGGAGGAGCUACACUAUUGUCUGACUCUAAAGCCAAAGAGACUCAUCCAUCUUCUGACUCUAGGGCGAGGGAGGUGCAAACAUCUGGUAUGAAGGCUGGAGAAAUGCAAAAUUCUGACUCCAAAGGCGACAAUACCGCAGUGGCAUCUACAUCUACAUCUACAUCUACACCUGGUCGUAAGGUAGGUGAUAAAGUGAUGGCAAAAUCAACAUCAACAUCUGCCUCUAAGACUGAUUCCAAGUUUGCAGAAGUGUCAAGUUCCAACUCGAAAGCUGUAGGCUCAACUUCCACCCAGAACAUCUCUAAUAAUAAGCAGCCUGAGAAGACAGGUUUGGGAAACACUCGACAGAGCAGUGCAGCUUCUUUUUCGCAUACUGGUGGUCAGAAACUAGGCGAUUAUCCAUCCAGCUCGCAAUCAUCAAAACAAGAAAGUGAGAGACUAACGCAAGCCCCACCAAUAUCAAGACCUCCAUUGGAAGAGAACAUAGUUCUUGGUGUUGCUUUGGAGGGCUCAAAGAGAACCCUUCCUAUUGAAGAAGGGAUGGCUCCGUCUCCGUCUCCAUCUCCAUCUCCAUCUUCCUCUCCCUCUCCCUCUCCCACUCAGGCAGAGGUAAAGGAAUUGGCUACAUGCCAAAACGGGAAUGGAUCUGUGGUUGUUGAUCAACAACUGGAUAAGAAAGAUGGUCAGCUUCCAAAUACUCCUAGUACAAUGUCCGGGGAUCAGCAGGGUUAAUCCCACUCCAUGCUCUUGAUUCUUCUUGUGCAGUUUUAUUAAAUUUUGUUGUUGGAAAACCCUAUGAAGCACAGGGCAAACCCUAUUACAUUAUUAGGCUGCUAGAUUAACGGCACAUAUAUAUAUAUAUAUAUAUUCAGUAGGUUACUCAUAAUUAUUUUCUGCAUCAACUGUAAGUGCUGUUGGUUUUUCCAUUGGCACUACUGCAGUACAUCAAAAGUGCCUUCCUGUAGUGUUGUCUUGUUCUUGUGGGAAAUUGAUUUCACUGGGGAAAUAACACCUGACAUUUAUAUUUUAUUUUUUAAAAUUUUCACCAUUAUAGAAAAGAAUUAUACAGACAGAAUUUGUUUCA